GCUGCUAACAGCUCCAGUCUCCCGAUGCAACUCCUGAUCUCAAAAGGGCUCUUUGAGGAUAGCAAGUGGGACAGCGAGCGCUGUGGAACUGACUAAACACCUGUGGAAGCCAUGGAGAGCAGUCCAAGAGCUGGCCGGAAGACCAGGAAGCUGGGAUCCAGACGUCGGCAUCAGAUCAGGGAGGUCGCUGAUGAGGAUGCUCCUCCAGCCCCUGACACUGAGCUGUGGCCCUCCCAGGCCAUGGAGGAGCUACAGGAUUUCUUCCGGGAAUGUGGAGCUGAACAUAAGGGUUUCAUCACCCGGGAAGAUCUCGGGAAGGCAAAGUUCAGCUUCCUGAGCAGCCCUGGAGAGCUAGAGCUAAUCUUUGAUUGGAUGGAUCCAGAGAGGAAAGGAAGCCUCACACCCAAGGAAUUUACCUCUGGACUCAAGAAUGUCUUCAGCUCCCAAACCAGGAUCUCAGGGCCGAGGAAGAGGAAGACCAGGACGUGGAUCUUCUCCAAGGAGGAGCCUACCAGCUUCCAGGCCCUGGAGGAAGUUGACCCAGAAGAGAGGAGAUGGUUCCUAUCCUUCAUGGAGCAGCUGGGGGCCAACCAUUUAUCUCUUGAUCAGGCAGAAGUCUGGCAGCUGUGGAAAAAACUCCGGCAGGAGGAGCCCCACUUGGUGGGCAAUCUGGAGGGUUUCCUGGCCAAGGCGACCAGUCAUCUUCAGGAGACUCGGGCUGAGAAGGAGGCUCUGCAGAUGACCCUGAAAAAAUGUGAUGAUGACCACCAUCGUGAGGUCCGACAGCUCUAUGAGGAGAUGGAACAGCAGAUUCACAGUGAGAAGCAGCGACUGCAGGCAGCGAGUGACACUCAGGGCCUGGUCUACAGUUCCAUGAUGCACCAAGCUCUAGAGUCCAAGGAACAGGAGGUGCAACACCUAGCCGAGGGCCAGAAAGAGUUGGAGGCCCAGAUUGACCUGCUGAAAAGCAAGCGUCAAGAGGUCAGCAAGGAAAACCAGAGACUCCAGGAAACCCAGAGGGACCUGACCGGGAGAUUGGAGCAGGUCCAAGGGCAGCUGAAAGUGACCAAGGGACACCUGAAGCAAGCAAAGGGCCAAGUUUCCUGGCAGGUGGAAGAAGAGACCAGCCUCCCUAGUGAUCCUCUGGUUGGCCCAAAGAAUACCUCAGACUCCCAACACCUUACCUUAUUUCCUGAGGAAGAUCCACUGCCAUCACUGUUUGAGGAAGGUGAUUGGAGUCAGCUCCUGAGUAAUUUCACCAGCCCCCUGACAGGAAACAUCACCCAGGUCUCCUGGAGCCCGCCCCCUACCCCAACUUCCCUGCAGGGACACCAUAGGCCCCGAGUGGUCAGGCAGAUCUCCAUCACUAAACCAAAGUCCUGGCAGCUCAAUCAGGAGUCUCCUUCAGACUCAGAAGUGCCUCCAAGGAGCCCCCUUGGGCCAUCGGCAGCCCCUGAUGUUGGGCCAGAGCUCAGCACUGCUACUGAGCCAAGGCCCGAAGAGACUUUCCAGUGGGACUUUCAAAGAGUAGCUUCUGGGGAGCCAGCAAUAAGUACCAGGGCACAGGCAGUUCCUGUGUUAGGAGAUUCCCUGCCUAGUCAGGGCCUGGCUGGGUCUGGUAAGGGGAUUGGGGAUACAGAUGGAGAUGAGGUGGGGCAGGGAGAUGGGCCCAUUUCAGAUCUGCUCUCUAAGGGCUCUGGCUCAGAGGAGUCCCUGCAGACAUUGGGGCCCUCUGCAUAUGUGCAGGCCAAAGCCUGGGAAGUGGGUCCAAAGGAGACACCUCAUCUAGGUCUGCAUCUAGCUGUCUUGGAGCAAGAAGUGGGGUCCUGGGGAAAGGAAGUAUUCACACCUGGACCAGAUGUGUCUGUUGAGACUCCUGAGCUAGUGCUGAUGCAAGAAAGCAUUCCCAUGAGGGAGCCAGAACAAGAGAAAAUGAACACAGAUGGGUGGGAGAUUGGGGUCAGUCAACAGAAUGAUAUUUCUGGGCAGGAAACUGGGCUCAGAGACUCACCUGGGCUAGAUGUGGGGGAGGUUCCUGGUGAGGAAGCCAGGAAUGCAGAAUCACCUGAGCCAGAUGUGGAUGAGGUUCCUGGUGAGGAAGCCAGGAGCCCAGAAUCACCUGGGCCAGAUGUGGGGGAAGUUCCUGGUGAGGAGGCCAGGAACCCAGAAUCACCUGGGCCAGAUGUGGGGGAGGUUCCUGGUGAGGAGGCCAGGAACCCAGAAUCACCUGGGCCAGAUGUGGGGGAGGCUCUUGGUGAGGAGGCCAGGAACCCAGAAUCACCUGGGCCAGAUGUGGAUGAGGUUCCUGGUGAGGAAGCCAGGAACCCAGAAUCACCUGAGCCAGAUGUGGGGGAGGCUCCUGGUGAGGAAGCCAGGAGUCCAGAAUCACCUGGGCCAAAUGUGGGGGAGGUUCCUGGUGAGGAAGCCAGGAGCCCAGAAUCACCUGAGCCAGAUGUGGAUGAGGUUCCUGGUGAGGAAGCCAGCAAACCAGAAUCACCUGAGCCAGAUGUGGGGGAGGCUCUUGGUGAGGAAGCCAGGAACCCAGAAUCACCCGGGCCAGAUGUGGAUGAGGUUCCUGGUGAGGAAGCCAGGAACCCAGAAUCACCUGAGCCAGAUGUGGGGGAGGCUCUUGGUGAGGAAGCCAGGAGCGCAGAAUCACCUGAGCCAGAUGUGGGUGAAGUUCCGGGGGAGGAAUCCAGACUCACAAAGUCACCUAGGCCAGAUGUGGAAAAUGCUCCCAGUCAGGAAGCUGAACUUACAGAGUCACCUGGACCAGAUAUAGGUAAUCCCCAUGCACAGGAAACCAGUCAUACAGAAUCACCCAGACCAGAUGUAGAUGGUGUUCUGAGUCAGGGAGAUCAGAUCUUAAAAUCACUUGACUUAGAUGUGGGAAAAGCUCCUGGCCAGGAGUCCCAGCUCAUGGAUUUAGGCAGAGUCAUGCAGCGCCCUGGGACAGACAUGGGAAAUGAUUCUGAAAAGCAAACUGAGCUCAUGUCUCCUAGAGCAGAUGCAGAUGAUUCCUCUGGUCAGGAAGUUGGGGUCCUGGGGGUAGCCAAGUUGGAUUUGGGAAAUGCUCCUUGUGAGGAAGUCAGGCCCCUAGAAUCACCCGAGCUAGAGAGAAAUAAUCACUCAGGCCAAGAAAUUGGGCUCCUCCAGUCACCUGGUCCAGAUAUGGAUGUUUAUCCUAGCUAUGGAGCAAGGCUCUUAGGGUCAUACCAGCCAGGUGUAGGUGAUGCUGCAGAGUUACACAGGCUGACUGUGAGAAAUGUACCUGAUCAGGAAGCUAGAUUCAUGACACCAUUUGAGACGGAUGCUCCUAGCCAGGAAGCUGGACUCACAGGGUCACCUGGGCCAGAGGGGGAUGAUUUUCCUGGCCAGGAAACCAGGUUUAUGGAGUCAUGGGAGACAGACAUCAGAGACACUUCUGGGCAGAAGGCUCAGGUUUUUCACUCACCUGGCCUAGAUGUGGGAGAGACUCUUAGACAGAAAAAUAGACUCAUGAGCUCACCUGGGCCAGAUCUGGCAGAUGCUACUAGUCAGGAAGCCUGGACAGAUGUAGGUGAUACUGCUGUUCAGGAAGCUAGAGUCACAGAGUUGUGUAAGGGUGAUGUGGGAAAUGCUUCUGAUCAGGGAUCUGGGCUCAUAGAGUCACCUGAGCUACAUGUAGAAGAUAGUCCUGCUCAGGAAAAUGGGUUUAUUGAAUCAGGUGAAACAGUGAUGGAAGAUCCUUCUGGUCAGGAAGCUGAGAUUCUGUAUUUACCUGGCUUAGAUUUGGGUGAUGUUUCUGGCCAGGAAGACAGGUCAGAUAUGAGUGAUGUAACCAUUCAGGAAGCUGGACUCAUGAAUUCACCAGUGAUAGAUCUAGCAAAUUCUCCUGGUCAGGAAGACAAAUUCAUGGAGUUACCUGAGACAGAUGUGGGUCUGACUGCUAUUCAAGAAUCUGAACUCAUAGAUAUAGAAUCUGGGCAGGAUGUGGGGGACACUCUUGGCCAGGAAACCAGGCCCUCUGAGUCACUCAGACCUGAUGUAGGUGGUAUCUCUCUGUAUUCACCUGGCCUAGAUGUAGGGGAUGCUCUUAGUCAGGAAGCUAGGCUCAUUGAGCCACCCAGAAUGGAUGUAGAUGAUUUUACUGUUCAGGCACCUGGGGUCACACCCUUGUCUGAGGUUGAUGUGGGAAAUGCUUCUGAUCAAGAGACUAGGUUUACAAGAUCACCUAGGAUGGAUGUGCCUAGUGGGGAAACUGGGCUAAUAGAGUCACCUGAGCCAGAGAUGGGAAAUGCUAGUGGUCAGGAAGCUAGGUUUAUGGAAUUGUGUGAAACAGAUGUGGGGGAUGCUGAGAUUCCUGAAAUUGUGUAUUCACCAGUCCCAGAUAUGAUUAAUUCUACUGAUAAGGAAGCUGAGCUCAAGGAGUUACCAGUGCUAGAUCUGGGAGAGACAACUGGCCAGGAAGUCAGGUCCAUGGAGUCACCUGAGGCAGGUGUGGAUGAUGGGUCUAUUCAGGUAACUGAGCAGACAGGGUCACCUGGGACAGAUGUGAAGGAUGCUCCUGGUCAGGAAGUUGAGUUUAGAGAAUCUUAUGAGACAGAAAUGAGAGAGGCAUUGCAUGAAGAAGUUGAGUUUGUCCCAGAUGGGGGUGAUGCAGUUACUGGUCAGGGAAUUCUGCUUCCAGAGACAUAUGAUCCAGAUGUGGAUGAUGCUUCUAGUCCUGCUCAGGAGGCUGGACUUAUAGGAUCAUAUGGACCAGAAAUGGGUGAUGUGCCUGGUUGGGAAGCUGAGAUCAUUCACUCUCCUGACCCAGAUAGGUGUGAUGCUUUUGGUCAGGAAGCUGAGUUUGGGGAAUUGUGUGAGACAGAUGUGAGAGAUGCUGAAAUUGCUGAGAUUGCAUAUUCACCAGUCCCAGAUAUGAGCGAUGCUGCUGGUCAGGAAGCUGGGCUCCAGGAGUUGUCAGUGCUGGAUCUGGGAGAGGCUCCUGGUCAGGAAGGCAGGUUCAUGGAGUCACCUGAGGCAGGUGUGGAUGAUGGGUCUAUUCAGGUAACUGACCAGACAGUGUCACCUGGGACAGAUGUGAAGGAUGCUCCUGGUCAGGAAGUUGAGUUUAGAGAAUCUUAUGAGUCAGAUAUGAGAGAGGCAUUGAGUGAAGAAGUUGAGUUUGUCCCAGAUGGGGAUGAUGCAGUUACUGGUCAGGGAAUUCUGAUGAUAGAGACACAAGAGCCAGAUGUGAGUGAUGUUUCUAGUCCUGCUCAGGUGGCUGGACUUAUAGAAUCAUAUGGACCAGAAAUGGGUUCUAGCCAGGAAGCUGUCCCAGACAGGUGUGAUGCUUUUGGUCAGGAAGCUGAGUUUAUAGAAUUAUGUGAGACAGAUGUGGGAGAUGCUGAAAUUGCUGAUAUGGUGUAUUCACCAGUCCCCGAUAUGAGCGAUGCUGCUGGUCAGGAAGCUGGGCUCCAGGAGUUGUCAGUGCUGGAUCUGGAAGGGGCUCCUGGUCAGGAAGGCAGGUUCAGGGAGUCACCUGAGGCAGGUGUGGAUGAUGGGUCUAUUCAGGUAAUUGAGCAGACAGGGUCACCCGGGCCAGAUGUGAAGGAUACUCUUGGUCAGGAAGAUGGGUUUAGAGAAUCUUAUGAGGCAGAUAUGAGAGAUCCAUUGGACAAGGAGGUUGAGUUUCUGCACUCAGUUGGCCCAGAUGGGGGUGAUGCUUCUAGUGCUGGUCAGAUAGUUGAACGCAUAGAAUCAUAUGGACCAGCAAUGAGUGAUACUCUUAGUCAGGAAACUGAGAUCAUGCACUCACCUGUCCCAGACAGGUGUGAUGCUUUUGGUCAGGAAGCUGAGUUUAUAGAAUUGUGUGAGACAGAUGUGGGAGAUGCUGAAAUUGCUGAUAUUAUGUAUUCACCAGCCCCAGAUAUGAGCGAUGCUGCUGGUCAGGAAGCUGGGCUCCAGGAGUCAUCAGUGCUGGAUCUGGAAGGAGCUCCUGGUCAGGAAGGCAGGUCCAUGGAGUCACCUGAGGCAGGUGUGGAUGAUGGGUCUAAUCAUCAAGUUGGGCAGACAAAAUCAUUUGGGUCAGAUGUGAAAGAUGUUCCUGGUCAGGAAGUUGAGUUUAGAGAAUCUUUUGAGACAGAUAUGAGAGAGGAAUUGGGUGAAGUUGAGUUUGUCCCAGAUAGGGGUGAUGCAGUUACUGGUCAGGGAAUUCUGAUGCCAGAGACACAAGCACCAGAUGUGGGUGAUGCUUCUAGUCCUGCUCAGAUAACUGGAUAUAUAGAAUCAUAUGGACCAGAAAUGGGUGUUAUGCCUAGUCAGGAAGCUGAGACCAUGCACUCACCUGGCCCAGAUAGGUGUGAUGCUAUUCAGGAAUCUAAGUUUAUGGAAUUGUGUGAGACAGAUGUGGGAGAUGCUGAGAUUCCUGAGAUUGUGUAUUCACUAGUCCUAGAUAUGAGUGAUUCUACUGAUAAGGAAUCUGGGGAUGUGGAGUUAUAUAUGAGUGAGAACCCUAUCCAGGAAGCCAGAGUCUUGGAGUCACUUGAAACAGAUGUGGGUGAUGGUCCUGGUCAAGAAGUCAUGACUAGUGAGUCAUAUGAGGCAGAUGUGGGAAAUGCUUCUAUUCAGGAUUCUGAAAUUUUUCACUCACCUGGGCCAGGUGUGAGUGAUUCUGCUGGCCUGGAAGCUGAGAGCAUGCAUUCACCUGGCCCAUUUGUGGGAGAUUCUCCUGGCCAGGAAGCUGGGGUCUCAGAAUUUCACAGGCCAGAUGUGGGAAAUGCUUUUGACCAGGAAUCCAGAUUCAUGCCAUCAUCUGAAACAGAUGCUAGUGAUGCUGCUGGUCAGGAAGCUGGGCUCCAAGAGUCAUCAGUGGUAGAUCUGGGAGAGGCUCCUGGUCAGGAAGGCAGGUUCGUGGAGUCACCUGAGGCAGGUGUGGAUGAUGAGUCUAAUCAUCAGGUUGGGCAGACCGGAUCAGUUGGGCCAGAUGUGAGGGAUGCUCUUGGGAAAGAAGGUGGGUUUAGGGAGUCUUGGGAGAUAGAUGAGGAAGAUACUUUUCGGCUGAUGGAGGCACCAGUGCCAGGUCUGGGAGAGACUACUGGCCAGGAAGGCAGGUCCAUGGAGUCACCUGAGGCAGGUGUAGAUAAUGGGUCUAGUCAAGUAACUGAGCACACAGGGUCACCUGGGCCAGAUGUGAAGGAUACUCUUGGUCAGGAAGCUGGGUUUAGGGAAUCUUAUGAGACAGAUAUGAGAGAGGCAUUGAGUGAAGAAGUUGAGUUUGACCCAGAUGGGGGUGAUGCAGUUACUGGUCAAGGAAUUCUGAUUCCAGAGACAUAUGAUCCAGAUGUGGAUGAUGCUUCUAGUCCUGCUCAGGAGGCUGGACUUAUAGGAUCAUAUGGACCAGAAAUGGGUGAUGUGCCUGGUUGGAAAGCUGAGAUCAUGCACUCACUUGGCCCAGAUAGGUGUGAUGCUUUUGGUCAGGAAGCUAAAUUUGAAGAAUUGUGUGAGACAGAAGAGGAAGAUGCUGAAAUUGCUGAUAUGGUGUAUUCACCAGUCCCAGAUAUGAGCGAUGCUGCUGGUCAGGAAGCUGGGCUCAAGGAGUCAUCAGUGCUGGAUCUGGAAGGAGCUCCUGGUCAAGAAGACAGGUCCAUGGAGUCACCUGAGGCAGGUGUGGAUGAUGGGUCUAAUCAUCAAGUUGGGCAGACAAAAUCAUUCGGGUCAGAUGUGAAAGAUGCUCCUGGUCAGGAAGUUGAAUUUAGAGAAUCUUUUGAGACAGAUAUGAGAGAGGAAUUGGGUGAAGAAGUUGAGUUUGUUCCAGAUAGGGGUGAUACAGUUACUGGUCAGGGAAUUCUGAUGCCAGAGACACAAGCACCAGAUGUGGGUGAUGCUUCUAGUCCUGCUCAGAUAACUGGAUGUAUAGAAUCAUAUGAACCAGAAAUAGGUGAUAUGCCUACUCAGGAAGCUGAGAGCAUGCAUUCUCCUGGCCCAUUUGUGGGAGAUUCUUCUGGUCAGGAAGCUGGGGUCUCAGAAUUGCAUAGGUCAGAUGUGGGAAAUGCUUUUGACCAGGAAUCCAGAUUCAUGCCAUCAUCUGAGACAGAUGCAAGUGAUGCUGCUGGUCAAGAAGCUGGGUUUAGAGUAUCUUGUGAGAUAGAUAUGAGAGAUGCAUUGGGUGAAGAAGUUGAGUUUGUACCAGAUGGGGGUGAUGCAGUUACUGGUCAAGGAAUUCUGAUUCCGGAGACACACGAGCCAGAUGUAAGUGAUGCUUCUAGUCCUGCUCAGGUGGCUGGACUUAUAGAAUCAUAUGGACCAGAAAUGGGUGAUGUGCCUGGUUGGGAAGCUGAGAUCAUUCACUCUUCUGACCCAGAUAGGUGUGAUGCUUUUGGUCAGGAAGCUGAGUUUGGGGAAUUGUGUGAGACAGAUGUGGGAGAUGCUGAAAUUGCUGAGAUUGCAUAUUCACCAGUCCCAGAUAUGAGCGAUGCUGCUGGUCAGGAAGCUGGGCUCCAGGAGUUGUCAGUGCUGGAUCUGGAAGGGGCUCCUGGUCAGGAAGGCAGGUUCAUGGAGUCACCUGAGGCAGGUGUGGAUGAUGAGUCUAAUCAUCAGGUUGGGCAGACCGGAUCAGUUGGGCCAGAUGUGAGGGAUGCUCUUGGGAAAGAAGGUGGGUUUAGGGAGUCUUGGGAGAUAGAUGAGGAAGAUACUUUUCGGCUGAUGGAGGCACCAGUGCCAGGUCUGGGAGAGACUACUGGCCAGGAAGGCAGGUCCAUGGAGUCACCUGAGGCAGGUGUAGAUAAUGGGUCUAGUCAAGUAACUGAGCACACAGGGUCACCUGGGCCAGAUGUGAAGGAUACUCUUGGUCAGGAAGCUGGGUUUAGGGAAUCUUAUGAGACAGAUAUGAGAGAGGCAUUGAGUGAAGAAGUUGAGUUUGACCCAAAUGGGGAUGAUGCAGUUACUGGUCAGGGAAUUCUGAUGCUAGAGAAACAAGAGCCAGAUGUGAGUGAUGUUUCUAGUCCUGCUCAGGUGGCUGGACUUAUAGACUCAUAUGGACCAGAAAUGGGUUCUAGCCAGGAAGCUGUCCCAGACAGGUGUGAUGCUUUUGGUCAGGAAGCUGAGUUUAUAGAAUUAUGUGAGACAGAUGUGGGAGAUGCUGAAAUUGCUGAUAUGGUGUAUUCACCAGUCCCCGAUAUGAGCGAUGCUGCUGGUCAGGAAGCUGGGUUCCAGGAGUCGUCAGUGCUGGAUCUGGAAGGGGCUCCUGGUCAGGAAGGCAGGUUCAAGGAGUCACCUGAGACUGGUGUGGAUGACUGGUCUUGCCAACAGGCUGGGCAGACAGGGUCACCUGGGCCAGAUGUGAGGGAUGUUCCUGGUCAGGAAGCUGAGAUUUUGUACUCCCCCAGCCCAGGUAUGGGUGAUGAUCCUCAUCAGGGAACUGACAGGCUCAUGGACUCCUCUAGGCCAGUAGUGAAUAUUCUUUCUGAUGAGGAAGUCCAACUCCCAGAAUCACCUUGGCCAAGUGUAGGGGAUGUUCCUGAGGAAAAACCUGGCGAUGUAGAGUCCCCCAGGCCAGAUGUACUGCCUGUCGUUCCAGAAUGUGGAGGACUCCAGGACCAGAACCCAGAAGUUGUGUGGAGAGCCGAGGAUAGGGGACCCCAGAGGCAAGCCCAGCAAGGGCCCUUGCUCCUCAGUGAUCCUUCUGGGAACACACUUGGCCCUCGGGAUUCAGGACAGGCUCUUUCCAUCCCAGUGGAGGGGGAAGGAGUACAGUCCAGAGCCAGAGCCCCAGGAGGACAAAUGAUACCCCCUUCCUCUGAGUCAAGGGAAGAAAAGGGGUCAGGAGUUGCUAAGGAACCCAGACCUCCAAUCAAAGCCAGGGCAGCUGGAGCCAGCCCAGGAAGAGAAACUCCUGACCCUGAUUACCUCUUCCACGUUCUUUUCCUGGGAGAUUCCAACGUGGGCAAAACAUCAUUUCUGCACUUGUUACAUCAUGAUUCCUUUGCCUCCGGCCUGACAGCAACUGUAGGGAUGGAUUAUCGGAUCAAAAACCUGGUGGUGGAUAACAGACGGUUUGCGCUGCAGCUUUGGGACACAGCCGGGCAGGAGAGGUACCACAGCAUAACCAAGCAGUUUCUCCGGAAGGCCGAUGGUAUUGUGCUCAUGUAUGAUGUCACCUGCCCAGGAAGCUUCACCCACGUGCGAUACUGGCUGGACUGCAUCCAGGAAGCAGGACCUGAUGAUGUUGCUAUCCUCCUCCUUGGGAACAAGACAGACCUUGUGGAGGAGAGGCAGGUGUCCACAGAGGCCGGACAGCUCCUAGCCAAGGAAAUUGGGGUUAUCUUCGGGGAAUGCAGUGCUGUCUUGGGACAUAACAUCUUAGAGCCCAUCGUGACAUUAGCCAGGGCAAUGAAAGAACUGGACACCAAGUUGAAACAGAGUGUGGUGGAGUUGGAGAAGGAGGUGGAGAAGAAGAAGGCUGGCUGUUGCUCCUGAGCCCCGUGGACCUGGCAGGCUUUGAGGGGCCAGUGGUACUUGAAGGUGGCAGAACUCAAUCCCUUCUCCUUCCUACCUGACUUUGACAACCAACAACAGCAAGGAAAACCUUGGAAAAUCAUGGAUCUUGAGCUCAAAGAAAAGAUUGUCCAUGAAGCAUUUUUUUAAAUGCACAGAAGAAAGCAGAAGGAUAUUUGGGUGAGCAGGGCAGUGUUGCAUCCUUUUGUGUUAAACUUAAUACAGAUUUUAAAAGAAUUGUAUGGAACAAGUUCAGUUUCACAUGUAAUCCUUUUUCUAGUCUUCUUUGUAUAUUGAAAUAUAUGUUU
This is a messenger RNA of Dromiciops gliroides (monito del monte), 10766 nucleotides long. RefSeq names its product RAB44, member RAS oncogene family (gene RAB44). The transcript is spliced from 14 exons. The coding region runs from base 112 to 10440 and encodes 3442 amino acids. The record is from RefSeq and is a predicted model, not a curated record. Gene Ontology annotation, molecular function: GTPase activity; GTP binding. NCBI's taxonomy places the organism in Eukaryota, Metazoa, Chordata, Mammalia, Microbiotheria, Microbiotheriidae.